This is a messenger RNA of Symbiodinium sp. CCMP2592, 2259 nucleotides long. Lineage: Eukaryota; Dinophyceae; Suessiales; Symbiodiniaceae. The record is from the annotation of a GenBank genome assembly.
AUGGCUCGCAGAGCUAGAAGCAGCUCCGACAGGCGAAGUCGCAGCCGCAGCGGCAGCAGCCGGAGCAGAAAGAGCAAGAGCCGCAGCAGCAGCACAAGCAGCAAAAGCAAGAAGAGCAGGAGCAGGAAGAGCAGGAAAGCCAGCAGCCAAAGUGGGAGCCGAAGGAGGCGGAGCCGCAGCCGAAGUCGGAGCCGGAGGAGCCCGAGCCGCAGUCGGCGGAACCGCCGAGCGAGGGCGCGUGGUGGGAGGCGCCGUGCGGAGCGGAGCCGCAGCCGCUCCAAGCGCCGGAACCGCUCGAGCAAGCGCCGCUCCAAGAGCCCCGGGCCAGGAGCCAAGUCGGCCUCAGCCUCGGCGACCUCCGAGGCCUACGGUGGCGCCUACUCCUUGUAUGGCUGGGGAUCAGGUUACAGAAGCUGGAGCGCUUGGCCUGAGAGCUCCUACUACUCGGGCUAUUCGGCUUACCAGGGGUACCAAUACACGCAGCGCGACUACGCCACGGAGAAGCCGGAGAAUUACAUGGCGUUCGUGCAGCAGCACGUCAGAGAGGGUAAGAACGGCACGGAGGUGACCCUCAGCAACAACAUGUGCCAAGACAAACACGUUGAUGAUCUGCUGCUUUGCAUCGAGUCGUGGCUUGGACGGCAGUAUGGACGAAGCAGCGCCCAGCCGUGGCAGCUGGGAACUUUGGACCUCUCGUUGAACGGGCUGUCCGACGACAGCGUCGCCCGCAUUGCAGACCGGCUUCGGCAGCUGCAUGUUCGGGUACGAUGCUUGGACUUGACCGGCAACAAAGCCGGGACGAAAGGGCUCGUGGCAUUGGAAGCCUAUCUUUGGAACUGCUCGGAGCCGUUCCAAGAGAUCUCUCUUGCGGACAACGAGAUUGUGGUGGAGGCUGGCUGUGGCGAGGACAAUCCUGUCUCCUCCUUCCUCCGCUGCCUUUACAACCACCCGAACUAUCCACGAAAGACGAGUUCCGACGCCGGGGUCUUGAUCCACCCUCUUGUCCUCCGGCUGGGAAAGAACCGCAUCGCGGACCUUCCAGGGCUCCUCCGAGACAUCCGGACAAAGGUGGGCGGCCGGGCCCGCUUCCGCAGAUCCGCGGAGGCCUACAAGGAGCCCGCCGAGUCAGAGGAGUUCCUGUCCGUGCACAUCGCGGAUCUCCCCGAAGAGGGCGAAGCCCGGGAAGAGGCGGAGCCCGAGGCGGAGGCGGCGGAGGACUCGGCCUGGAAGCGGCGCCAGCGCCGUCGCAAGGCUAAAGAACUGAGCACCAAGGAUGAGCAGGACGCAAAGGAGAGCCCGAAGUCCGAGGAGAGCGAGGACGAGAAGCCUCGCAAGACGGAGGAAGGCAAGGAAGGUAAGAAGAAGAAGGUGAAGAAGGAGAACGGCAAGAGCAAGAAAAAGAAGAAGAAGAGAAGCAAGCGGAAUGUCUCGCAAGAGGUUACAGAGGAGAACGGCAAAGAGCAGACGCAGACGCAGACAGGUCCCGGUUCGGAUGCGGAAACAGAGGAAGGCGAGGAAGAGAACAGCGACGAGGUCGACGCUGAAGCCCCGGAGCCCGUCGAGCCCGUCGAGCCCGUCGAGGCAGAGGUGCCGGAGCCCGCGGAGCCCGUGGAGCCCGGCUCCUCCAAGCCUAGCAAGCCUGCGCGAGCCUUCUCCCCCUCGGCGCUCUCAUCGGAGGAUCAAUCCCGCCUGAAGAAGGAGACGGCGGAGAGACUCAGGCUGAUGGAGGGUCUGGUGGAGAGCAUCGGAGAAAGUGCUCUGGGGAAGCUGGCCGAGCUGACGGUGCGACUGCUGGUGAGCGGCAAGCGGUCGGAGGACAUGAUGUCGGAGCUGAAGCCAUUUGUGGGCAAGCAGCGAGCUUCGGAGCUGGUGGACUGGAUGGACGAGCACUGCCAGUCGGGUGUGAGCGUGAGCCAGACGGCAGAAACUGCAGACGAAAAAGGAUUCAUGCUGUUCACAGUGCGUCGCACAAAGCAUCAACUCUCGCUUGGGUCGGGGACGUGCUCCACUCACGCCUCCGAUUGUGCAGCAAGCUGGCGACAUGUGUUACGGCUUUGGUUGUCAUUGCAGGGUGUUUUGGGGGGGGGGGGGGGGGGUCCAAGUGCGCUACUCCGUUGCUGCGGUUGCAUCGCGCGGAAGAAGUUGGCAUGUUCAUGCGUACACGCUAUCACGAUCUGUGCCUGUUUCUGUUGUUCUAACGGCCAGAGGCUUGCAGUCUUUUUGCCCCAACACCUGCCACGGCUCGCGAAGUCUCUUUGA